AUGAGGAAAUGCUAUCAUGGUCUGUUCGAAAAUAAUUUUGUUCGCCGCACUAUUUCGUUAUGCAGUUGGAGGUUUUCAGCAAAUAAUAGAGAGCUCUUCAGAUGUAGAGACCCACAAAAUUGAUAUCAUAGCUGAAAUAAUUAAAAACAAUUUAAAAAGUAACGGAUGGAAUAACAUUUUAUUUGUCGGGACAUUGCCGAACGCACUAUAUAACAACUUAAAAAAACUGCAAUUAACUAGCACUGUUUCCGAUAUAGACGAAGAGGAUGAGCAAAUUGAAAACGUUGUACCCUACCACUCUAAUGUAAUCAUAUUAAACUGUCUAAAUUUCGAAGAUUUUGAAAAUGCUAUGACAAAAACGGUAACUCUGGCCUAUUGGCAUUCUCUCGCAAACAUUAUUGUAUAUUAUCAUGCCCCGUACGAGAAAGAGAUUAUUGCUAAAAUAUUUUUUAUCUUCUGGUAUUAUAGAGCUAUAAAUGUAGUAAUUGUGCAUUAUAAAGAUUCAGAGGAAACAAUGAUGUUAACCCAUUUUAGUCCUUAUAUGAGCGACAAUUACCAACUCAGUAAUAUGUUCGGUUGUUGGACAGCAAAGAAAAUAGGCAUGUCCAUUGGAACUUUUGCAGACAGCUUCAUUUGUGUAAAUCAUUGUCAUAAUGUGACACUGAAUUCAAAAUUGAGAGCUGACUAUCUCGGGACUUGUAUUGGAUAUGAUACACUUUCAAUAUUAUAUUAUGAAAGUGUGAAAAACAUUCAAAAUUUACCAUUAUUUGAAGAUAAAGGAAAAAAUCUGCAUGGUUUUACGCUGCGAGCAUUUAGUAUAGAAGUGUUACCCUUCCUAGGUAUAAAAGAGCAUGACAAUGGCACCUACACCCUUUACUGUAGAGAUGGGAUGAUCUGGAAUACUAUGGCCGCACUAUUAAAUUUUACUAUUGACCUGUCUUCUGGAAAAGAACUAAUGAAAAAACAAUUUGAUUUCGAAAUCAAUAUUCAGCGAGUGUUUUCAUUUAUGCAAAGAAAAGAAGAUUUGAUAUUAUUUCCUAUUUAUCAAUUUGAUAUAAUUAUAGCUGAGAUAGAAUAUACGUUUCCAUUGAUAGAUAGCGGUGUUUGCUUCUUGUCACGACGCGCCGACUUUGAGACCAUAAUAUUUAAUGCAAAACUGAUACAAACGAAUUUAGGUGUUAUAUUUCAGUUUGUGCUGUGUUUUCUUUCUACUUGGUUUGUAUUUUUUAUAUUUAAUUUGGAACAGCUCCAAAAAUUCAGCUUAGAUCAAGCUGGAAAAGACUUGAUAAAUGCUUUCAGAACAGUUUUAUCAAUUAGUCUUUAUAAUCCGCCUCAACGAGGAUCUUUUCGAAUAUUUUUGACGAUAUCCAUUUGGAGCUUUUUCGUAAUAAAUUUUAACACACAAGCUGCUAUAAUUUCUUUAUUUUCUGCUCAUAAACGUGGAAAAGAUGUAGAUACGUUUGAAGAUAUAAUUGAGAAAGGAUACAAAAUUGAAGGGAUGGCGUCACCAGAUGUUAUUCUUCCAGAAACUGAAGAAAAAUACAUAAUCAUUACUUCUCGAAUGGAACCCGUACCAGACAUGUAUACUUGUGUAAACCAUUUGGUUAACGAUAGCCACAGAUUUUGUAUCAUAGACUGUGCUAAUGGCCGCUAUUUAGUGCGAAAUAUGUUAGAUGAAAAAGGUCAACAAUUUCUACAUAUAGCUUCUGAUGCAAGAAUUCAUAGUCACUAUUUACACAUGAUGCUUCAUAAAAACAGUCCUAUAACUCCAUAUUUCAAUGACUAUAUGAUGAGAUUAUUUGAAGGGGGUAUAAUAUGGAAAUGGAUGGAAUACCGGUAUAAAAAUAUAAAAGAAGAGGUACCGGUAGAACCUUUAGGAAUGGAAGAAAUGGAAGGUAUAUUCAAAUGCUACUGGUUGUUGGUUGGACUCAGUUUUGUUAUUUUUGUCAUUGAAGUCUUUCUAGGAUUUUCCCGAUGGGCAAAGCAAAAGUUCAGGCAUUACAUUAAUUUGAAAAAGAUAAAGAAUAAUAACACAAAAAAAUUUAAUACAAAACUUUAAGGAGAAAAUCACGCCAACAUGUCCAAGGAAACUAUUUAUUAUUCAAAAUAAUUUUCA
Maniola jurtina (meadow brown) is the source of this 2116-nucleotide messenger RNA. RefSeq lists its product as uncharacterized. The coding region runs from base 17 to 2059 and encodes 680 amino acids. The record is from RefSeq and is a predicted model, not a curated record. Lineage: Eukaryota; Metazoa; Arthropoda; Insecta; Lepidoptera; Nymphalidae. The transcript has 2 exons.